Molecule: messenger RNA, 11076 nt
Organism: Girardinichthys multiradiatus
Lineage: Eukaryota; Metazoa; Chordata; Actinopteri; Cyprinodontiformes; Goodeidae
Gene: mtss2b
Product: MTSS I-BAR domain containing 2b
Exons: 15
Coding region: 177-2603 (808 amino acids)
Biological process (GO): plasma membrane organization; cell projection assembly
Cellular component (GO): cytoplasmic side of plasma membrane; actin cytoskeleton
Molecular function (GO): phospholipid binding; actin binding
Source: RefSeq, a predicted model, not a curated record
CUCGUCUUCCUCUCCUUUUCUCCGCAGCCUCCGUUAUUACCGGUCACUCGGUGUAAAGGAGAAACCGGGCAUUUCGCCCUGACUUGGUGGAAUAACACCUUUUUGUAUCUUUAUCCUUUUUUCCCACUGGGUGUUGCGAGCGCGCAGCUGCUGUGCGCCGGUGUAGAUUCCUGUGAAUGGUGGAUUUGGCAAACAUGGAGACAGUGGAGAAGGAAUGCGGGGCCCUCGGGGGACUAUUCCAGGCGAUAGUGAAUGACAUGAAGUGCUCCUAUCCUGUGUGGGAGGACUUCAGCGCCAAGGCCACCAAGCUGCAUUCCCAGCUCCGAACCACUGUCUUGGCUACUGUGGCCUUCCUGGAUGCCUUUCAGAAAGUGGCAGACAUGGCUACCAACACCAGAGGGGCAACCAGAGACAUUGGUUCAGCUCUUACCAGGAUGUGCAUGAGACAUCGCAGUAUCGAGGCCAAACUUCGUCAGUUCACAAAUGCUCUGAUGGAGAGUCUGAUCAUUCCACUCCAGGAUAAGAUUGAAGACUGGAAGAAGACAGCCAACCAGCUGGAUAAGGAUCAUGCCAAAGAGUAUAAGAGGUCGCGCCACGAGAUCAAGAAGAAGUCAUCUGACACCAUGAAGCUGCAGAAGAAGGCUCGUAAAGAGAUGCAGGGGCGAGGAGAUCUGCAGCCCCAGCUUGAUAGCGCCAUGCAGGAUGUGACCGACAUGUGUCUGCUGAUGGAGGAGACGGAAAAGCAGGCGGUGCGUCGUGCUCUGGUGGAGGAAAGGGGGCGCUUCUGCACCUUUAUUGGCUUCCUUCAGCCAGUUGUGAAUGGAGAAAUCUCCAUGCUGGGAGAGAUCACCCACCUCCAGGCCAUCAUCGAUGACCUCACUGUGCUGACAACUGAUCCCCACAAACUGCCCCCUGCCAGUGAACAGGUGAUCAAGGACCUCAAGGGAUCUGAUUAUAGCUGGUCCUAUCAGACUCCGCCAUCAUCCCCAAGCAGCUCUGGUUCACGCAAGAGUAGCAUGUGCAGCAGCGUCAACAGCGCCCACAGUAGUUCCUCCCGUUCGUCAGGGGGAGGUGCAGGUGUGGGUACUAGUGGAGGAGGCUCCCAGCCACACUCACCCUCCUCCUCCUCCUAUCGCUACCGCAGCAGCCUGCCACCACAGCAGCCUCCGCCUCCGGGGGGAAUCGCCGCCCACCGACUCAGCAGCGUUUCCUCCCACGAUUCCGGCUUUGUGUCCCAGGAUGCCAACAUCUACUCCAAGCCUCCUUCUCCUAUGCCCUCAGACAUCACUAGUCAGAAGUCCUCCAGCUCUGCAUCAUCAGAGGCUUCAGAAACAUGCCAGUCAGUCAGUGAAUGCAGCUCCCCCACUACUGACUGGUCCAAAGCAGGUCAGUAUGAGCAGCCUGUGGCUGCAGCACCGGUUCAGAGGAGAAAGGAGCCUGUUGAUAGGCUGAGGGAGAGCGAAGGCUCGCCAGGCUCCCAGGGAUACGUCGCAGCGUCACACCCAGAAAAUGGGCAGAGGCCUCGGAUGACACCAGCUACAAUUGCUGCCAAGCAUGGUGAGGAGGUUUCUCCAGCAGCCAGUGACCUAGCCAUGGUACUGACCAGGGGGCUAAGUGUGGAGCAGCAGAAAAGCAGCCGAGACUCCCUGCAAUACUCCAGUGGAUAUAGCACAGAGACAACAACCCCAUCCUGCUCUGAGGACACAAUCCCUUCCCAAGGUUCAGAUUACGACUGCUACUCUGUGAACGGUGACACUGAUGGCCCAGAUGGCCAGGCAGAGUUUGACAAGUCCUCCACAAUUCCUCGCCAUUCCAACAUUGCCCAGAACUACAGGCGCAUGAUCCAGACCAAAAGGCCAGCCAGUACAGCUGGAUUGCCCAGUGGGGUCCUUGGUCCAGGAGCUCAUGUGAUACCAGGACAACCAGGUGGAGCUGGUGGUGGGGGAGGAUCAGGUACUCCCGGCACUGCCACUAUUCGUCGAACCCCAUCGACCAAACCAGGAGUGAGGCGUACACUGUCCAGUGCAGGGCCUAUCCCUAUCCGACCACCCAUUGUGCCUGUCAAAACACCCACCGUUCCCGCAGACUCGGAUUCACCUGGCGCAGGUGGCUAUGCAGGAGGAGGGCAAGCAGGUGGCGUGCCCGUUCGAGUGGGUAGUGAAGAGUGCGUGUUCUUCACUGGGGCUGAGGAUGGGCAAGGAGGGCUUGAUUACGUGAAGGCAUCACCAAAGCGCCUCAGCCUGCCCAACACUGCCUGGGGGUCAGGGGCAGCACUAGAGGUCUACGCCCAGCAACUUGGCACCCUUGGCAUGGUGUCAGGCUCAGGAGCUGGAUCAGAAGUGGAGCAGAUGAUCGCAGCAAACCGGCACAGCUUAGUGGAGAAGAUUGGCGAGUUGGUAGCAAGCGCACAUGCUCUUGGUGAGGGUCAGUUUCCUUUCCCCACUCUCCCAGAUGACCCAACCCCAACACCAGGGGGCCUGAGUGAAACUCAGCCAGAAACAGAAAGGGCCGAGGGGUCUGGUGAUAUGCUGACCACAAUCAGGAGAGGAGUUCGUCUUCGCAAAACGGUCUCUAAUGACCGCUCGGCUCCCCGUAUAUUGUGAUUAGCUAACAAACCUGAACAAAGGAGGAUGGUUGUCAGCUGAUAGAAGGUUAAAUGUUGGUGUCGUAGGACCCAACCAACUAGUGCAUACACAAAAACAUAAUCAUGUUGGAAAAGCUAUAACAUAACAGAGGAUGAAUAAAAAGAAAACAUAUAGAAAAUGUUUAAAGACUCCUUUAGAGUUAAUGAUAUACAGUCUAAUAUGAUGAUAACAUAAGUAAUCUUAACCAGUGCUGACAAUUACAAGUGAAAUACUUAAUAUUGACCGGCUCCUAGCAGGCCACUAUAACUAAUGUGUGUUGGACGCAUGUUUGCCUUCUAUUCACCCUCAAACAGGGAUGGAGAGACUUGGAAGAAAACAAUAUUUUAAAUUAAUGGAUGCAAAGAAAGAACACUGGAUUCUGUUCUGUUUGCCAACUUACCCCUCCCCCUAUCCUGUUGUCCAACUAACCCAGCUUACUGAUUCCAGAUGAAAGACUGAUGACUGAAGGAAGGGGCUGAUGAAGACCAGAGAGAGAGAGGUGGGGGACUCAUAUUGCUUUGUGACCAGCUAGAAUUGAAUCCAGGUUGUCUUAACAACGAUGCACUGUGCUGAUAAGGCCAUCAAACCGCUUGGUACGAGUACGGGGAGCUAACAAACCAGAUGGUCGCUCUGGUUCCCCAUGAUGUAAAAACAGUGUUGGUAUUGAGCCGUACUUGUUGCCUAAUCUCCUCUCUCUCUUUCUGUUCAUUUUACACAUGCAUUCGUAUGCAUGUGGGAACAUGUACAUUGGAGUGUAUGGGUAGAUGUGGUUGAUUAUGUGUGGGUGUGCGUCUGUGUGCAAGCAGGGGUGGGUAGAGCUCUGCUGCAGGACAGCUGGUUACCCAACGAGGGCAGGGCUUUUUUCUCCUGUGUGUUAUGUGCAUAUUUUCUUGUUUAUAUCGUGAUGUCGUUUACCUUGUUACCACUGUAUGGGAAGUUAUUCAGGCGUAUAGAUAUAUUCAUAUAUUUUUUAGAAGCAGAGAGAGAAAAAAAAAAGUUAAAUCAGAAACGGAGCAAUAAAUGUGGUUUAUUUUCUUGUUUUAAGGAAGCGGUUCGAUUUGGAGGAUUGCAAGUUCUCCUUUGUCCCAUUCAGGCAAUCAUCAGGAAAGCUAAAUUACAUAUCGACUGUGAAUUCAUGCGUUUUUCAUGCGCCUCUCUCUCUUUCUCUCUCUUUUUCUCUGUCCCAGUUUCUUUCUAGUAAAUGAAGUGAUUACAAAAAUUUGAAAAAAUAGAAACUGUAAGCACUUUGAUGAGAGUAGAGUCUGUACAAUAGCCAGUAGUUUUUGAUGUAGUCAUCCUGGGGGGGGGAGUUAAAGCAAUGACUGCGUCCUGAGGAAAUUAGAAGAAGACAGUGAGGAGCAAAGAGAACGUGAAGAAGACUGGUAGCACUAGAGUGAUUGGUUAAAUGCGAGACAUGUUUGGAAAGUGUAGGAGAAUUUUAAUCUGAAGAUGGGUCCGGUGUUAAGGCUAUACAAAUUAUUGCCUGUUGUGGAUUGAAAUGUUUGUCUGCAUAGGUAUUUUAAGGACUGAAGACGUGCUGGAAAAAAUAUGUUUUACCGAGCAAGAAGAUUUUUGGAGACAUGCUUCAGGUUUCUAGGCCUCAGUCACCCAGAUGAAACUUUUUGCAAAUGGAAAAAUACCUCCCAGUACUUUAAAGCACAUUGAGUUGAUUGCAACGUAAUUUAAGCACCAUCUCAGGAAAGGGACAUCACAUCUAAGUUUUUUUAUUUAUUUGAGUGUAAAGUAAAAAAAACAAAAAACAAAUUUAAAAUAAAAAUAAACUACAAAACUUGAUUCCAAUUAGGCGGAAAUUAAAAUGAAAACACUUCCAGAAUACUGAAGAGUUUCAUUUUGUGUGCAAACACAACAAAACAAUAUCAGCUCAUUUGAGAGAAUUGUACAUAUUAUUUUAAUCAUAGACUUAAGCCUUGAACCCAGCUGAUCCAGCCUUAUCUUGUGUCAAUUACAUUUCACAAUGCUCAAUGUUACAGUAUAAUAACACAGUAACACUUACAAGCUAUUACUAUUUUCUAAAGUGUAGAUAAAAUACUAAACCCCAAAUUAUUCACAGCCUUGGAAUAUUUGCAUUGAAGUUAUUUUCAAUCAACCAAGAAGUUUGUUUCUAAUAGGAAAUUAGACAGCUGUGUCUCAAAAGAUAAACAAUUUAAAAUGAGUGUUAAUUUUGAAAACUUAAAUGAUCUAUAUUAUUUACAUUUUAUUCAAAAAUGGCACGAGAAAAAAUAUUUAUACCCUUGUGGAAAACAUUAUACAGGCAUUACUGCAAUCAAACACUUGAUGAUAUUUCCACAGGUAUCUUGAUGAUUUAUCUUUGGUAACAAGUUAGCAUUUGUCCUGUCUAUGACUAGAACUACUUUAGUCGAAAAACCUGGUGAUAGUUUACAACAUCAUAUAGACAAAUAUUGAACAUGGAGUUUGUAAGAGAUAUAGUAAGAAGUAAAAUGUCCAAGGUUUUAUACUUUUAUAUGGCAAACAAGUUAAUUAGCAGUUACUUUGGGCCAGUCUUUUGGACAUUAGAUGUGAAAGUCAUCUUUUAAAGCUACCAUUUUUCUUCUGACUGGAAGUAAUAUUAACAUUUACAAGUGACCCAACUAGAGUCCCAACUUGAAUCUUAUUCAAAAUCUGUGGAGGGUGCUAAAGAUUAGGGUGAAAGCAAAGAGGCCUUCCAACAUCAAGCACUUAGAGCUCAUCUCCAAAGAUAAGUUGUCAAAAUACUUGUGGAAACAUCCAUAGGAAACAUCUUUUGAGAUGCCCAUUUCAUUUCCUAUCAGAAACAAACCUUGGCUAAAUAAAAAUACAAUCAUCUACACAAUUUGGGGGUUAACUGUAGUUGCAGUCAAAGCACAUUUGUUGGAUUUGUUCCUAAAUGACACUUUUAUCAAAGCUACGGUAUGGAAAGAUAUUUCCUAAAGGAUUCAAAAGAGUUGCCCGAAAAAUCUUCCAGAUGAAAAGUGUCUGCAUUUAGGUACUUUCAAAGAAAUUCUCAAUGGUCAAAGAAAAAAAGGAAACAAAACAAACAAACAAAAAAAACCCUAGGAAACCCAGCACAGUUCAGCUUAGUUUUGUGCCAAUCAUUAAGUUAAGCUCAGGACAAAACGUUAUGAAAGUAUGAUCUUUAAGAUUUGAGAAUUGGUUAAGCCUUUUUGAUGUGCUUGCUGUGGGAGGAUACAGAUCAGUCUUUUAAAGUUGACAGGAAGAGUUAAAGAAGUGUGGAAUGAGCAUUUCACUGCCUCUUCAUACAAUAUGUACUGUAUGUGCUGUACUUGUAAAAAAGAAUCAGGAGUACAGAUGUGGUAUAAAGGUUUGUUAGAAAAUAAUACAUGACAUGUUCAGUUUACUUUUUUAAUUUUUUGCCUUCUAUGGUACUGUUUAAAUACCACGUCUUGCUCUUAUUGUAAAAAUAAGGGGGGAAAAGUCCUUUGGUAACACAAAUUACUAAGCUGUGUAACAUAUGGAUGUAGGAUGUAAGGCUAAGAUUAAGUGUGUGAGUAAAUGAGUGUGUGUGUGAGCGUAUCCUUGUUUGGCUGUUGAUCUUUUGGCUUAUGAACUCUUCGUCACCAAGUCUGUACACUCCUCCAGCAGUGAUAUGAACAUAAGCAUUAAUAUGAGCUCUUAGAUUUUGGAAAUUUAGACCCUCCAACAGCAAAUAAUACUUCCAGAGGGGUUACAUUUUUUUUUUUUUUUUAUGUCUUAGUUAAGGGGAAACCACUGUUUGGGUCUUUCAUCACAUGUGGAUGCUGUGUGCUGACUGAAUGAUGGAAUGAAGGCAAGAAUAGGAAGUGUUGAUUCCAUUCCUAUAAAAUGUUUCUUUUAUUAUGCAAGUAAUUGUUUAUAGUUUUUUGUCUUUAGAUAACCUGCCAUUAAAUGUAUACAUGCAUAUGAUGAAUGUACUGAUGAGUUAAAGGCUAAAUCAAUUCCAGAGCUUCAAAGUUUAACAACUUAAAUCAGUAUACAACAAAAAUAGGAGGCCGGCAAUUUAGUGGCAGGCAUUUACAUUUACACUGGUAUUUCACUGUGGGUAUGACAAAGGAAAAUACUACAGUUUUUUUCCUUAUUACAUAUUUAUCUUACCCUUCAAAAGUGGUUCCAUAGUGUAUAGUUUUGAUCUAUAAAUUUCUAUAAGCUACGGAAGUACCUACUUAUUGUCCACAAAAAGCAGCUUCUUAAAGGUUUUUUUGUUUUUUGUUUUACGACCCUGUGGAAAGAAACCCAUAAAAAGUAAGUGUUACAUAAUUUAUUUGCUCUAUUCCAACAUACACACAUCAACUCAGUAACAGAACUAGAUUUUUUUUUCCAAUCCUGUUCUCCUUUACAAAAAGUCUGGCUGGCUGUAGGUUUUGGUUUAACAUGAGGAACAGAAACGGCACGGUUAUUUACUCCAGAACACCAAUUUAGGCAGACUGUAAUGAUAAAUUACCAGAUAAUGAAUUAUUUUGAGUAACGAGAUGUGAUUUUAUGGUCUCAUUUUAUGGUGAUCUUGAGGUGAAAAUAAAUUAACAAUAAGUUAAUACCAAAUAUUGUAAUGUUUAUUUUUUUUUGUAUUUGUUUACAGAAAUUGAAUAAAUCCCACGCUGUGUUCUCCAGAAUCUCUGUUUAGGGUAGAAUUAGUCAUUUCAAGUUUUACCACACAAAACAUUUUAGAGUUUAAAAUAGAGCUGAUAUCAUACAGUCUAGACUCGUGAAAAAACUGUGAAAUUGCCCUUUAGCUCAGCAGAGGACAUUCCCACCAAAGCACUGUUGGUGGCUAAUGGUUAGCCAAUCAUGGUAUUCUUACAUUGCCAACAAAACAUUCGUAUCUUGUCAGUGAAGGAGUAAUUAACAAUUACAUUAACAAUUAAUAUCACUAAUUAACAAGUUUUAGUGGGAAUUUAUGCACCUUGAUUAAUAAUUUAACUCCCAGAAAUAAGGUUUCCGAAAACAGAGAAACAUAAUAAUAAACAUGUAGCAAACUGCUGAAGAGAGGGGCGGGGCGAGGUAUAAGGUAACAUGAAAACAUGCUAAAAAGAGCUGACUAGCCACAUUUGACAUGUACAUGAUGGGGAGGUUCCAGCUUGGCCCACGUCUUUUCCUAGACCAGAAAUAUAAAAUUAUUUAUUCACUGAUUGAAUGAGUGUUUUAAAAAUAAAGGGUAUUUACCGAACUACCGGGUGAAGAUUUUUUGCAGACAAAUAAAUGUGUUUGUGACUGAAAACUCAGUUCAUCCAGGGGAACUCAUUGGUUUUGGUCACUUUGUGGCAAAAUUACGCCUCUUUUUUCAAUCAGAAUUUGCUCGUCGGCUAAUGUGUUCAGUCAGUUUCUCUAUAUUUUUCUUUUGAAGAGUUAUCAAAAAUGCUGUCAAGAAGUAUUGAAAAGAUGUAGUUUUCUCUAGUGCUUACAUAACCAAUAAUUGUUAGUUAAUCCAAUUUGUAGUCUUUAUUUUACCCUGUCAAACACAAUAUGACAACUCAAUAACCAUAUUACUUCAAAAAAGUGUCUAACAUUGGAACACAAUGUCAAGUUUAGAACCGUCAUGUUGAGUAAUAUUAGCAUAAACCUACGUAACCAAAUGUGGUCCACUGGAUAACACUUAAGCAGGUAGAUUUAGGCUUAGAUGAUAAAUAUUGUGAAUGUUUAAUUUUGCAAGUUCUUAUUCCAAAAGAUAUUGUUACACUUCUACCAGUUAAGCCAAGCUAAUCCAACAAAACAAUGUUUUACUGUGAUUAAUUAUUUCACACCAAACUGACUGUCUCAACAAGCUGCUCAAGUGUCAUCUUUUUCUGAAUAACAGGCCAACCAAAAUAUAGGCAAAGCUGCAGUCUGUUUGUGCUGACAAAUGAACAUAAAGGUACAUUGUGCCAGCUUGCAUGCUCCAACAUAGGCACAUAUUUUCAAAUUGCUUCGAAGCACUCUUUGAUAAACUAAAGCAAGCAGCAGGCAGCUUUGCAUAAAUUCAGGCCUUUUUCAGCAGUUGAGGUCUUUCAUCCCUCACCUCUCUAUUUAGACCCUCAGUAUUUCCUGAGCCCUCAUCUUCUUCCAUAGAUCAGAACACCCCGAGAUGGUGUGCAGCAGGCAAAUUAGAAACAGUGCUUGUCAUGGUGGAUGGCGGGAGCCCCAAAUGGCUGUUUUCUGUCUCUUUGUGCCUCUUAGUCUAUCAAAGCUAAUGAAAAAUUAUUGUGAUGAAGUCUUAAUUUCAAAUCUACGUCCUCUGUGAAUAAACUCUUUGCUCUGUUUAUUAUCUCAGUUUUUCCAUUCAUUUAUUCCUUACACCAUCCCUCUAUAUCUAUUAACUUCAAGUUGGCGAGAUGUGUGCAAAGGUGCAAAUGUGGGCAUGUGUUGUAGUGACUAACACGUCCUGGAUGGGUAGUUCUAUAAGUUGGAAUUGUUAACUGGGGUAAACUUCUCCCUGGUGGAUGCACUAAUGGGAGCUGUUUUCAAGGCAAGCAGAUGGAUGUCUAACACUUCAUCUCAAUGCUAGACUACAUUUUAAUUAAUUUUGAUCAGGCAUUAAAAAAGGUUUCUUGGCAGCAUCCCAAAUGCAGCUUAAUGUGAUAUUCAUUGUUUCUCAGUGAGCUUCUGUGCAAAAAACCCCCACAGAAGGUCAAGCAGCUUUAACAUUAACAAGGGUGCAUUAAAAAUGUAUAUUUUUGCAUAUAAUUUGGUCUUUUAAUCAAUUCAAUUACAUUUUCCAAUCACUGGGUUCAACACGAUUUCCUUGAUUUUUUUCACAGUGUAGGUUUUUGUUUUACUGAACUACAAGAUCAUCAGAUAUCAUAGUCACACCUAAAAUAACUCACUUUUGUUUGCUUCAGAUAUUUGUAUGCAAAUGUUUUCGUCAAUCUUUCAUCAUUUCUGGAGACAUGACCAUAUGCUGCAGGACUUAAAGUUAAAUAAUUAAUUUCAGUGAACUAGAUGGCUGGAGGUCAUCUAGUCCAGUUAAUUCUGAAAUAGCUGUAACUGUCUUUGGUCUUUAUUUCUGUUGCAACAAAUCUCAUUUAUCUGCAGCCAUAACAAUUUCAGAACAGUAUUGUUUAUGUAAAUAAGAGAAACACUCAGUAUGAGGGUUCAUUUAUUCUAUAAUGCAAAAGAGAAGCCAGCCAGCAGUGUUGUAGUGAUUCCUUCUAUACUCAGCCAACUUGUCGUUCAAAUAUAGCCUUUCUGAUGCCAUGCAAUGCUCUUGAUUCAAACAGUGAUCUCCCAAUAGACCCUACUGAGCUAAAACUGAUUUUAUUAGUUUUUUCUAAAAACUACAGUAUAUGAGAUUUGUCAUUAGAUAAACAACUUCCUCCAUUGCCAACUUCUUUCAGCCAGUUACCUCUCUGACCAGCCUUAUGUCAGUUUCUUUGGAUAAAUAGAUUAUUGAUAUGCUGGAAGACUUCCACUGUGAGCAUUGGUUCACCACAUGAACUCAAUUGUAAAAUAUAUGGAAGGACAACAUCUGCAUGUGACAGGUAUUUCUUUUUUAUAUACUUCCGUACAUUCCCAAAUGCAUAAAAGUACAUUUUCAAGCUUUAUUUUGAAUGAUACUGCUCAUUAUGGGAGUAAUCCAUAUAAAAACAUUACAGUGCUUGUCCAUAAUCUUACAGGUUGUUCUAUGUUUGUAGUUAGACUAAAAUAAGUAUCAUGAAAUUGUUGCACACUUCCCGCUCCUAAGCCAUCUGCCCAAGUUAAAAUUUUAUUAAAUUUUCUAUGUGUGUGUGUGUUUGUGUGAAAGAGUUUGCAUGUUGAAUAAGGACACGUGGUUAAAACCCCUACUGUUCUUCGCUUCCACUUCCCACACACAAUCUGUCAAUCCUUCUUGAAGUCUGAUACUGAAGAAAUCCAAUGUACAUUCACAGACACACAUCUGAAGUGAAUAUGACAAAGGUAGAUCCUCAGUGGCCGCACAAGGGUUCACUGAUGUCCUCCAGGGGGCUCAUUACAAGUUCCCAUCAAACAGCCAUCCAUUACCAAGUAGCCAAAUCGGCCUACAGGUGCCACUGUCGCUGUAACUAAAGUGAAUGUUUUACUGUCUUUACUCAACAUCUCAGUAGUCACUCUUGCUCUCUUUCUCUUACUCCUUCUUGACAGAUAAGAUCUGAACUCUAAGAGAAAUCUCUGCUGAAGUUAACAUUGAGACAUUGUCUAUGGGGCUACUUUGUUCACCAAGACAUUGACAGUGUGAAAACCCACUUAUUCUUAUUUCUACACUAUCUGAUUAUGUAGUCCUCUCUUACCCCAAGUUGCAGUCACUGUGGUUUUGUCUAUUGUGUUUUUUCUAUGCCCCUUUGAUGUUCUUUUUCUUUAAUUUAUUGUAAAUUGAUUUUUAAGGCUGUUUUCUCUUCGUCACUGAUAUAAAGUUUUUUUCCGUCUUCUUUUUUUGAACAAUUUACCCUUUUCUGUUAAGUUCAGUCACUGCUAAUGUAUCAAAACGCACUGUGAUGAUUCCAGUAUUAAUAAAAGUUGUACUUAAACUGUG